AUACCAUACCCCCCCUCCCACUCCCAAGUGAAGGUCCCAAAGGCCAAAAUUCCAAUCUUCAGAGCACGAAUCUGAAAGCAAACAUGGCGGCGGCCGCCGAGCUCUCCCUGAUCAAGCCGGUCAAUCCCAUCCGUCCAUUCGGCAGACCAGUUGUUAGGCACCCUCAUCUCAAAUUCCGCAUUGCCGCCGCCGCCGCUGCUAUGGCCCCCCAGAAGCCGAAGAAGGCGGGGAAGACGUCGAUAAAGGAGACGCUGCUGACGCCGCGGUUCUACACGACGGACUUCGACGAGAUGGAGCGGCUGUUCAACACGGAGAUCAACAAGAAGCUGAACCAGGCGGAGUUCGAGGCGCUGCUCAACGAGUUCAAGACGGACUACAACCAGACCCACUUCGUCCGCAACCCGGAGUUCAAGGCCGCCGCCGACAAGAUGCAGGGCCCGCUCCGGGAGAUCUUCGUCGAGUUCCUCGAGAGGUCGUGCACCGCCGAAUUCUCCGGCUUCUUGCUCUACAAGGAGCUCGGAAGAAGGUUAAAGAAAACCAAUCCAGUAGUAGCUGAGAUAUUCUCCCUCAUGUCCAGGGAUGAAGCAAGGCAUGCAGGGUUUCUGAACAAGGGUCUCUCUGAUUUCAACUUGGCACUGGAUUUGGGCUUCUUAACGAAGGCUCGGAAGUACACAUUCUUCAAGCCCAAGUUCAUCUUCUACGCGACGUACCUGUCCGAGAAGAUCGGUUACUGGAGGUACAUCACCAUUUUUCGGCACCUCAAGGAGAACCCGGAGUACCAAUGCUAUCCGAUCUUCAAGUACUUCGAGAACUGGUGCCAGGACGAGAACCGGCACGGCGAUUUCUUCUCCGCGCUGCUCAAAGCGCAGCCGCAGUUCCUCAACGACUGGAAGGCAAAGCUGUGGGCUCGAUUCUUCUGCCUCUCGGUGUACGUGACGAUGUACCUUAACGAUUGCCAGCGUACUGCUUUCUACGAAGGAAUCGGUCUCAACACCAAAGAAUUCGACAUGCAUGUCAUCAUUGAGACCAACCGCACGACUGCGAGGAUAUUCCCGGCCGUCUUGGACGUCGAGAACCCCGAAUUCAAGAGAAAAUUGGAUCGGAUGGUCGAGAUCAACCAGAAGCUGGUAGCAGUCGGGGAGACCCAAGACAUUCCCCUUGUGAAGAACCUGAAAAGGAUUCCGCUUAUUGCGGCCUUAGUUUCCGAGAUCAUCGCGGCUUAUCUCAUGCCCCCGAUCGAAUCAGGAUCGGUCGACUUCGCUGAAUUCGAACCGCAGCUUGUUUACUGAUUCCUUUGUCAAUUGGAGACAUCUCCUACUUAAUCUUCUGUAAUUUGAUAGUCUUUUCUACUGAAGAAAACUUGUACCAAAAUUGAGUAAGGUAGUGACUUAAAAAUGAGUGUGUUCUUGCGCUUCGAUUUUGGUGUAAAGGAAUGAGAGUGUCGACAAUGCAAGAUCAAGAUCAGCUUGAGUGCUUCUUAAACUUUUAAUUAUCAA
Molecule: messenger RNA, 1496 nt
Organism: Ananas comosus (pineapple)
Lineage: Eukaryota; Viridiplantae; Streptophyta; Magnoliopsida; Poales; Bromeliaceae
Product: magnesium-protoporphyrin IX monomethyl ester [oxidative] cyclase, chloroplastic
Exons: 5
Coding region: 84-1289 (401 amino acids)
Biological process (GO): chlorophyll biosynthetic process; photosynthesis
Cellular component (GO): chloroplast thylakoid membrane
Molecular function (GO): magnesium-protoporphyrin IX monomethyl ester (oxidative) cyclase activity; metal ion binding
Source: RefSeq, a predicted model, not a curated record